AGCUAUAAGGUACUUCACCUUGUUCCAGACUCUGGUUACUUUAUUAAAAACCCCUUCAUGGGGUUUUUAUUAUAAGGUAAUAAAUUGCUGUUUUACUGAACCCUUGGUGUGGUUAUUUACUUAAUUUUUGACCCCCUACAACAUUUGGAGCCCGAUAAGGGACUACAACAGUUGAAACCUAACAAGGUGUACAACAUUUGGAGUCCGAUAAGAUGUAAUAGUAAUGGUUUAUGGUAUAUGGAAAAAAAACAGUAAUGGUGUGAAUUGAAUUUUCUCAACAGUGAGCUCACACGCGUGCGCGUUCGCGAAAUCUCCUGAAGGAUCGUAUGUGGUAGUGCAGUGACAUUAACUUUAUUUGUGUGUUUUUAUUUCUGUGUUUCAUAUUUGGAUCAUUAUGAGGAUAUCUAUAUAAGAUGAGCAGAAAACAAACAUGACAAAAUUUCCAAGGUAUCGACGGCGGUAUAAAAAGGUGUUGGUUCUAUUGGGAAUUUUAAACUUAGUUUUCUUUGUUACGGCUCAGUUCGUCACAAUAUGGAAACAACCAUACUUUGCUAACAUUACAACGGAAUGGAAUUGGAAUUCGAAAACAAAUGAAAACCCGAGAACGGAACAUAAAUAUUUCAUUAAGGUUCGUGGAGAAGAUAGUUACUUUCUAUCAGCUAUAGCAGGUCCUGACACAGAAUCUCCUAAUCAGUUAAACAUCGUUUUAUCAGGAUUGGAUGGUACGAGAGGAUAUGGUAAAUUUGUAUGUUGUGUUUCACGAUCCGAUGGAUCUAUGCUAACAACUCCUGCUGAAUUUUAUCAUAAACAUGCCCAUCGUCAGUUUCUUCCUGCAAUUACACAGCUAUUUUAUCAAGCCGACUAUGAUGCCACUCAAUACGUGUGUAACGUUCAACAAACUGGCGAGGGAGUUAAAUAUGUAAAUAUAAGUCUAACCGCAGCCGCCUGUAGUGAUAAUGCAGUGGAUUAUUUACCUAUUAAACAUCAAAAGCAAGUGAAGCAAGGUCUAGCUAUCUGUGCGAAAGUAGCUUAUGGACAUCUAUUAAAGCCAUCUAGAUUAAUUGAGUGGUUUGAGAUGCAGAAGAUGUUAGGUGUAGAUAAAAUACUAGUAUUCGAUUUAGCUUGUGGUGACGAUAUUAAAACAGUAUUUAGACAUUAUGUGGAUGAAGGUUUAUUAGAAGUACAACCCUAUUCCUUACCUGGAAAAAUGCCAGGAUCGGUACAACGAGGUUUUGUUAACCGGGUUUACCCCCAGGUUUCCCACGAUGAAGCUUUGACUAUACUAGACUGUCACCAGAGAUUGGGAGGUUACCAGUAUUUGAUGGCUGCUGACUUUGAUGAAAUUACUAUACCAAAACAUUUCUUAACUUUAAAACAACUGCUAAAAGUAAAGUAUCAUAUUUCGCAUAAAUCUACAUUAUUAUCCCUUGUCUCUUAAAAAGGUGCAUGGUUGACUGUUAAAAUGGGUUCGUGUGCCUGUCACAACUUUUUGACCACAAUAACCUGACAUUUCUGAUUUGCAUACUACGUUCAAAGUUAAUGUAGAUGUUCAUCAGGUGAUUGUCUGGUUGGAGUUCGAUGAUGAGCAUUUUCUGCUAUAGGCAGUUUGAUUUGCCGAUGCUUUAGGACAUGCCUACUUUGAAUCUAAUUAAAGUUACAAUUUCAUAUUUUCUAAGAAAGUCAAAACAUAAUUAUUUCUGUGUCUUUUGCUCAAUAGGUUGUCAACUCCCUAUUAUACGAUCAUAUGUUAUAUUCCCCACCAUGGAAUAGCUAUCUUCAAACGUUUGAAUUUGAAGUUGAAAAUGAUAUUUUGCCAAUUUCUCAACUGGCAAUAGUGAAUUAUAGGAUUAUUCUUUAACAAGGUAGGACUGUUUAUAGAUACCAUCUAUUUUAGGGCUUUAUUUUAAUACAUUUUAAAAAUAUAACUUAAAGAUAUGAAAUUGUAACCUUAAGUGAUGGUGAUGACUCAUGGGUUUGUUCCCACUUUGCCAGCAGGUAUUGUUCUCAGAUAUCUUAGGAGGGAACAAUUGGGUUCUAGUCUAUAUCUUAUUAACAAUUAUUUUAUUGGCAAAAUCUACAUAUUCAACUUUAUAAAAAUCAACAAAAAUAUCUAAAAUCCGACUAGAUAGGAAAUGGCAUGUGCAUAUUCUAAUAAGUUCUUGUCACCAGCUAAUAAUCUUCUUUCUUCUUCCUAUAUUUUUCUAUCUCACUGAAUAUAUUUUCUUUUCUUUGGUAUUGACAAACCACCAUUUCCAAGUGGUAAAAUCUGUCCUGUGUAAUUCUGUUCUGAUUUUAGUACUUCCAUAAAACUGUAAGUAUGUGCUUUACGGAUACUUUGUUUAAUUUUGAAUGCCAUCCCUCGAAAUUGUUGGUUAUUCUUGGGUCAUCAAUAUAAAAAUGGUUCCAUAUCCUUAAGGAUACAAUCAAAUUCUAAAGGGCUGCAUUCUGUGCGUAUUCAACAAAUUGGCCCUCUCUUUCAUUAUUAGUGCUAGGGUUAUGGCCCUUGGUCACUUUGAAAUAUCUUGUGGACGCUCUUUAUACACAGUGUUUAAGGCCAUGAAGUGAAGAAGCCUGUCAAUUUUCAAUGAUUUCCAAUGAUUAUGAAAAUUGAUAUUAAAUGUUUUCUAUGCUGAAUAUUAGAAUAGGGCAGAACUAGAAGCCAAAUGGGUUGUUACUUGUAAUCGGGUUUGAUCGUGUUGUAAAUGUUUUCAUUUCUGACAAAAAAAAAAAAAAAAAAAAAAAUAUGCGACUGCGACAACCCUUGUUGACACCCGGACGACUUAGCUGCUGUGUGCUUAUGUUUCGUCGCCUGGCAACUUAUUUUUGACUCAUAUCAAUGCUUAGCAAAUAUUCUAGAGAAUUUGAAUAAUUAAGGCUAUUGUAUACUCGCAAUCUAGUUGCUCAUAUCUACAAUCAUUGUUGUAUUUAUCUGAUACCCAUGGCUACUCACCUUGUUGCUGUUAUUGUAGCACAACUUGUUAUACUUAUUCCUUGAGUAUUUGCGAAUAGAUUAGCGAUCAUGGAUUUUUGACAUGACGUUCCCUUUCCAUAGUACAGCAGUAUAAGAAUACCCUGCAAACUUUAUGAAAUCGUCUUCAAGUUUUGUGUUGACAAUAAUUAAGCUGUUGUCACGUGACUUUCUCAUUCUCAUUUCAGAAUUUAACUAGUGAAAAUCCUACAGCUGCGGGAUUUUACUUCUAUGUUCAGUUCCAUUUAGAGAAUUGGGGUAGAUACAGAAAUGAUACGGAUAUAUUCUUUCAACAACAUUUAAGAUCUGCCAAACCGAGAUGGGAAUGUGAGAAAUACAUUUAUCUCCCGUCCAGAGUUGUUACCGCUAUUUUUCAUUCUUUUACACCAGUUAGUUCUUUUACUUAUAUAUACGUGAAACCCGAAGUAGCUGCAAUACACCAUUAUAGACAAUGCCCUCAAGGCUGGACAAACUGCUACCCAGAAAUUAUUGUAGAUAAACAGGUUAUGAAAUAUGAAAAAUUACACACUAAAAAUACUCAUGAGGUUUUAAAAAAGUUGAAUAUGAAAUCUUAUGAUAGUCUCGUAUAAACAGCCUUCAUAUUAUUGAUCAUAUUUUAAUCAUUUGAAACCAAAACAAUUUACAAAUUUGAGUAAUUCUUAAAGCCCCGGUGCGCCAGACAGCUGAAGAUAUAAUUACAUAUUAUAUUUAUACUGUGAUGUAAGGUUAUUAUAAUUUAUUAUACAUAAUAUUCAUAUUUUAUAUGUUCACAUAUAUCUGUGUGUUUAAUUUUAAAGUGUAUGGCCUAUUUGAUUUGGGUAAAACAUGGCGUUUAAAAUUAAUUUGAUUUGUUAAUUUCUUUUUUGAAAGUCUGAAACGAAAAUAAAUUUAGUAGACAAAGAUUCGAUGGAAAAAGAGUUUCAUCCUUAAUUGAUAUAACACUUUGGAUUAACCCAGUUCAAUACUUUAGUUUGACGGGAUUAACCCCCUUUAACAUGUGUUACUAAUAUGACUAGACAUUCCUAGUUAAUUGGGUAAAACUUUGUUUAUUUCAAUCAAAGGGAGAUAAACAGGUUUAAUUUAUGGAUAGUUGCAUAUCAAUAAGAUAAAAAGUUACCCAGGUACUUGCAAACUGAAUUAACCAGACGAAAGAUGCAUUAUGUAAGAUUUAGAUAAAGAACUGAUCAUUCUUGCUGUUUUAAUUCAAAAAUAGAUAAUGCAAAAUGAAUAUAUUGAAAAUGUCAUUCAAAUUACUUUAUUCUGAGCAAAGUUACCAUAGUUUGAAAUUUUGACAAGAUGUGACAUAGAUUGUUUAUAUCAAACAACGGUACUUCCUCUACUUGCCAUUUUUAAAUUAAAUCAUUAAAUGGCGACCGUGUUUUAUUUCGUUAAAAUUUUGGCCAUCCGAUGGUGAGGAGAAUUGAUUAUAGGCUUGUCAUGUGAAUAAAUAUGUAAAUAAUAGUUUAUAUAACAUUUGAUGUCAAAAGAUAAACAGGCUGUAGGCAUAUUUUAGCUCUUGCAUAAUUCAUCUUUACCAAGAGACUUUCAGUCCAAAUUAACCAGUGUUUUUUAACUAAUAUAUUUCUGCAACCGUUCCUUUAAACAAACUUGUCAGAAAAUGAUUAUUCGUCGCUGAUGUUCUUGGCCAACAAAAAACCUUGGUGUGUGUAGGCCUUUAUCGUUGUUUCAUUUUUAUUACUUGUUUAUAUUAAAAAUGUCUUAAUAUGCAUGAGUCAAAUCUGCCUAUUGUAGGUCUUUCUUUAUGCCAUAAGCGUUAUCUCAAUUAUUAACUAGACAUUAAUGAAUUUACCAAGACCAUAAUCAACCCUUGAUACUCAACAGAUUUUAAAAAGAUUUGAGGUCAAGAACUUUACGUAAAAAUGGAUGAUGUAGCAAUGACAAUUGAUGCUACACUGUUCUUGUAACGACAAUAACUCGGCUCAGAAUGAAGUAAUUUGACUGAAAUUUUCAACAUAUUUCCUUUUCAUUAUCUAUUCAUGUAUUUUAACUAUUAUAUUGACAACUGUUAGCUCUUUAUCUAAUCAUACAUAACGUCCCUUUAAUAAUACUAUUCAAUCCCAUUUAUAAAUCCUGCCUAUUGUUGCCUAAAUAUUGUAUUAAUUUGUAGUGUGAGCAAAGUUUUUAUGCUCUGUUUUGCUUAAUUAAUUUUUUGAUAACGGCCUUAUGGGGAAAUAGUGUAAAUAUUUUGUUUACUUUCAAGAAGUUGGUUAUUUAGGACAUACUUUAUCAUGACAUUGUUUGAGAUGGGUGUGUAAUAUUUUUUAUUUAUUUCACAUUCAUUUAGAGUUUUAUAAAAAUGUUAUUUUUCUAACCAUUUUAUAAUUUUUGAAGUUUUUAUAAAAGACGUUAUAA
Messenger RNA from Patella vulgata (common limpet), 5341 nucleotides. RefSeq lists its product as uncharacterized. The record is from RefSeq and is a predicted model, not a curated record. Bases 431 to 1438 code for a protein of 335 amino acids. Lineage: Eukaryota; Metazoa; Mollusca; Gastropoda; Patellidae. The transcript has 6 exons.